GGGGGCGUUCCCCGCUGGCUGCGGGUAGGCGGGGCCUCGGCCGAGCGCGCUCUCGCCGCUGAAAUCCCGGCGCCGCCGCGCGGCUCCGUCUCUCUGUCGUCUGCUGCCGCCGGGAGACGUCGAAGCAGACUGGCCGAGCGCAUUAAAAACCGAGCGACAGUCAGCUUGCACACAACGACGAGUCGCCUCGCCGUCGCAUCUCGCGCUGCCUUCAUGGCAGCUACUUGCAGCCGUCGAGAUUGCAGUCCACGCGAGCCCGUGAUUCCGUUGGCGGCGCCGCUCGUCAGUGCCCAGUAGGACUCGCCUGGUGGUGGUUAUUGUUGUUGUGCUGGUGCUGGUUCCGCCGGCUCGUCCGCCGCAGGCCGUGACGCGAUGAUGGAGGUGCAGCAGCAGCACUCGCCCGCCGGGGUGGGCCCCCUCGACUUUUCCCGGCGAGGCGUCGCCGAGGCCUCGGCCUUCCGCCUCGUCAAGCCCAAGCAGCCGGUCCAGGUGCACCAGCCCGCCGGACAGCCGCACGGCGCCCCCGAGGCCAACAACAACACCAGCAACGUCAACAACAACGACAACGCGCAGGACACGAGCAGGCUGUCCGUCGACGAAGGCUGCGAGGUGCGGCUGGUGUUCCCGCGACUGUGGGCACCCUUCGGCGGCGCGAACGAGGUCACGAACGUGCCAGCCUUCCCGAAAUCAGAUCCAGAGCGACUGUCCUUCGGCGUGGGUCGACUGGUGGGCUCGCCCGUGUCGAGAUCGCCGCGCAGGUCGCCCUCGCACUCGCCCUGCCCGGACUCGCCGAGGACCGACCAGCAGGACACGGAGGUGGACGUCGACGACGACGAGGAGGUGGACGUGGACGUCGAGGAGGUGGGCGACGAGGACGCCGGCUCGAGCACGCCGAGGUCGACCUCGCCGCCGUCGCCGGCGGGCCUCACCCGCGGCGGCGCGCUCUCGUCCAACCCGGCCAAGCGGUCGGGCGACUCGUUCAGCGUGAGCGCCUUGCUGAGGCCCGACCCGCCCUCGGCCCACUCGCAGAGCAACAACGGCGCCAUGCUCUACCCGCCGUUGCACCUGCCCGGCGGCGGCGUGGUGCUGCCGCCGCACCCGCACCACCCGCUGAGCUACCUGCAGCCGCAGCUGCUGCCGCACCACCUGCUGGGCCAGCACCUGCACCCGCUGCUGCGGGUCGUCCACCCGGCGACGGCGGCGGCGGCCGUGGCGGCGGGCGCCCACCCCGGGCUCCACGCGAGCCACGCCGCCCACGCGGGCCACGCCGCCCACGGGCCCCACGGCCUGCACCACCAGCACCCCCUCGGCGACGUCUACAGCUGCGUCAAGUGCGACAAGAUCUUCAGCACGCCGCACGGCCUCGAGGCUUGCCGACAGGUGCACGCGCGCCGCUCGCACAACGGCAAGCGGCCCUUCGCCUGCGAGCUCUGCAACAAGACCUUCGGCCACGAGAUCAGCCUCACGCAGCACCGGGCCGUCCACUCGGCGGAGAAGGUCUUCGAGUGCAAGCAGUGCGGCAAGGCCUUCAAGCGCUCCAGCACCCUCAGCACCCACCUGCUCAUCCACUCGGACACGCGGCCCUACCCCUGCCAGUUCUGCGGCAAGCGCUUCCACCAGAAGAGCGACAUGAAGAAGCACACCUACAUCCACACAGGUGAAAAGCCGCACAAGUGCCAGGUGUGCGGCAAGGCCUUCUCGCAGAGCAGCAACCUGAUUACGCACUCGCGCAAGCACACGGGCUUCAAGCCGUUCGCCUGCGAGCUGUGCGGCCGGGCGUUUCAGCGCAAGGUCGACCUGCGCCGCCACCGCGAGACCCAGCACGCCGACCUCAGCGCCGGCGCCCACCACCGCUCCGGCAUGAAUCCGCUGCCGGCCGCCGGGUCCGCCGCCCAACCGCCGAUCAUCCACUAGGCGUCGUCCACCGGCACAGGGACGCGUUCGCUCAGCCGCUUCGCCUCGUGCUGCUGUACAGCAUUGUUUGUUCUCCACCUCACCUAAACGAUAUCGUCAAUUUGUCAAAUUAACCGCACACCUCAGCAGCGCACACUGUACAUACACACCGAAACGCACACGCACCCACGGCCACGCGCACCACGCGGGGAUGCGUGAUCUUCGUUGGUCGAGCAGGACGAAGAGAAAGAGAUAGUCAAAUUACGUCGAAUAUUGCUUCCUUUACAGUGCAAUCGAUGCACGGUCGGACUCGCGCCCUCGUCGGAUCGGCAUCUUUCGUUUCCGCGUGAAGCUGCUCAUGAACAACCAAGCACUCUUUCAUUCAUCGUUCAUUGUUAUUUAGUACUUAAGAGACACGCGCGCGAGAUCGAGCGACGCGUUCAGCCGCCAUGCGUACAAUGUACGAUCGAAGUUGCGCCAACUCGAGCCUGCGACCAAAACUCACUUGUAAAUACGUAAUUGUAGUCCGUGAAAUAUAUACAUAUAUAUAUUUAUAAAUAUGCAUACACAUAUAUGUGUAUAUAUUACUUGGAAAUAGAUUAAAGGUAGAAAGAGUCAAAGAGGACGAAGCUGAUGCGGAAGGAAUAGCGAGCAACGAAUCAAGGUUUCAGCAACACUUAAAUAAUAAUUAACGAUACAUUAUAAAUAGAUAGACUAAAGCUAGGAUAUAAUAAGCUCAUCCGCGACAUUCUCCGAGCACGGAGAUUCGUUCAGUUUUCCCUAGACGUGUCGCUAGCCGAGUUCUCAUUGUUGUAACUUGGACUGUAAUGUAAUUAUUGUAAUUAGACCUCGCUAUCGACAUUAUACAUAAACAUAUAUUAUUACUCUCAUUAUUAUUGUCAUUAUUAUUACUAUUAUUCUCUCAUUAUUAUCUUGACGAUUAUUUGAUUAAUAUUAUGAUUAUUAUAAUGAUUAUGA
Molecule: messenger RNA, 2871 nt
Organism: Phymastichus coffea
Lineage: Eukaryota; Metazoa; Arthropoda; Insecta; Hymenoptera; Eulophidae
Product: zinc finger protein 316-like
Exons: 6
Coding region: 373-1914 (513 amino acids)
Biological process (GO): regulation of transcription by RNA polymerase II
Molecular function (GO): RNA polymerase II cis-regulatory region sequence-specific DNA binding; DNA-binding transcription factor activity
Source: RefSeq, a predicted model, not a curated record